Messenger RNA from Pyrgilauda ruficollis (rufous-necked snowfinch), 1652 nucleotides. Its product is annotated as solute carrier family 35 member F6-like. Lineage: Eukaryota; Metazoa; Chordata; Aves; Passeriformes; Passeridae. The record is from RefSeq and is a predicted model, not a curated record. Gene Ontology annotation, cellular component: intracellular membrane-bounded organelle; membrane. The transcript is spliced from 3 exons. Bases 86 to 628 code for a protein of 180 amino acids.
UGCCGGGGCACCGGGACACGGGCUGGCCGACGUCAUCACGGGUGACCUCCUGAUCCUGCUGGCCCAAGGCAUCGUGUCCAUCCAGAUGGUGCUGGAGGAGAAAUUCAUCUUCAGCCACGACGUCCACCCGCUGCGCGCCGUGGGCACCGAAGGUCUUUUCGGCUUCUCCAUCCUGGCGCUGCUGCUGGUGCCGCUGUCCUUCAUCCCGGCGGGCCGGCUCUCCGGGAAUCCUCGCGGCGUGCUGGAGGAUCCGGCAGACGCCUGGUGCCAGAUCCGCCGGGAUCCCCUGAUCCUGGCGGCGCUCCUGGGCAACGUGGGGAGCAUCUCCUUCUUCAACUUCGCGGGGAUCAGCGUGACGCGGGAGCUGAGCGCGACCACGCGCACGGUGCUGGACAGCCUGCGCACGCUGCUGGUCUGGGCGCUCAGCCUGGCGCUGCGCUGGGAGCGCUUCCACCCCCUCCAAAUCCCGGGAUUCGCCCUGCUCCUGGCCGGAGCCGCGCUCUACAACGGCCUGCACCGCGCCCUGCGCGGCGCCGGGAAUAACGGGGACAGCGGGAAUAACGGGGACGGCGCGGAGAGGGAAGCGCUGCUGGGAGGGGAUGGGGACAGUGACAACAGCCAGGGGUGAGCGGGUGUUCCUUGGGAUCGGCGUGCCGGGGAGCGGGAUUGGGAAUUGUCCCCGCGGGGAAUGUCAGAGAGGGGUGGAGAGGUUGUGCCGGCUCUUCCCGGUGGGAUACGGACCCAAGGUCGGCUCUGCCGGAGCCGGUGCCCCAUUCCCAGGGGAUUGGGAUUGAGAUGGAGUUGGGAUUGGAUUGGGAUUGGGAUUGGGACUGGGGCCACAGCCAGCUCUCCUGGAGCUUCUGCCCCAUUCCCAGGGGAUUGGGAUUGAGAUGGAGUUGGGAUUGGAUUGGGAUUGGGAUUGGGGCCAGAGCCAGCUUUCCUGGAGCUUCUGCCCCAUUCCCAGGGGAUUGGGAUUGAGAUCGGAUUGGGAUUGGGAUUGGGACUGGGGCCACAGCCAGCUCUCCCAGAGCUUCUGCCCCAUUCCCAGGGGAUUGGGAUCGAGAUGGGAUUGGAUUGGGAUUCCCAUUGCAACUGGGGCCAGAGCCGGCUCUCCCAGCGCCUCUGCCUCACUCCCAGGGGAUUGGGAUGGGAUUGGGAUUGAGGUGGGUUUGAGGCUGGAUCCACUCCCUUCCCAACCCAUGUUCCCAAUAAAGCCCCUCUGCCCAUUCCACGGGGAUCUCUGGGGGGUUCCUGCAGAAAUCGGGGAAUUCUCAGGGAUGGCAGAGGACAGGGACUGUCCCCAAGAGUGUCCCAGGAGGAUUUGCCCUCAGGAAUGUUCCCAGGGAUUUGGAUUGAGAAUUGUCCCUGCAGGGAAUGUCAGAGAGGGGUGGAGAGGCUGUGCCGGCUCUUCCCAGUGGGAUAUGGACCCAUGGCCAGCUUUCUUGGAGCUUCUGCCCCAUUCCCAGGGGAUUGGGAUUGGAUUGGGAUUGGGAUUGGGAUUGGGACUGGGACUGGUGCCACAGCCAGCUCUCCUGGAGCUUCUGCCCCAUUCCCAGGGGAUUGGGAUUGAGAUGGAAUUGGGAUUGGGAUGGGUUUGGGGCUGGAUCCACGCCCUCCCCAGGCAUGUUCCCAAUAAAAACCUUCUGCCUCUG